CGCGAGAGGGCAGGGCUGUUCUGAUUGGCGGGGAAGGGGAGGAGGGAAUAAUAGAGGGAAAAGGGAAGAAGACACGUGGCCCCGAUUCAUUUACUCGGGGAAAGUAGGGGGGAGUGAGGUUGGACAUGUUUGAAACAAGGUCAUGGUGGUAAUCAUUGCAUCCGAAGCCGUGUGAUCUCCUGUGCUGACGAGAUUGAUUGAUCCAUUUUCAGGCGUGUAUGCCUUCGGUGUGAUGGGGCUGCCGUUUCCUGAGGCAGAAGACGGAGGGGGACACGCACAAGGCAGACUCGUCUCUGCGCGUUGUCAAGGAUUGUGCGGCGAUGGCGGUGAUGAUUUACAGUAAUCUGUGAUGAUCACGGUCAUGUUGAUGCGGCAAAGCUGAUACGUCGAUAGUGGUGGUGGUGGCACUGAUGAUUAUAGUGUUGAUGGUGAUGAUGAGGGUGGUCGGAUGGCUGUACGGGCUUCAAAUGAUAUCGUGGAGAGAAUGGUCGAGCAGGGGGCCGGGGGUUGCCGGUGAAAAAAGGUGGAGUUCUAGUGUAGUGUGACUCCUGAACGGGAGUAGUAAUCCAAGCGCAGCAAGAAAUUGGCUGAAUUGGAAUCGGACUUGGGAAAAGUAAGGAUCAAUGAUUAAUAGCCAGAUAAAUCCAGGGAGGGAAGUCGGAAAGAUGAGAUGCUAGUUUGAUCCGACUGUCUCCGGUAAUCGACAUUGAUUACCUAGUAAAUUUAUAGUGCGAAAGAGAGUUAACAAAUGACUCACUGAAGGAUAGUACACGAAAGCAAGCGCGCCAAAUCAAGGUGAAUGAAAAGAGCGUAAGCGCGCCAACUCAAGGUGAAUGAAAUGAGAGAGAGAGAGAGAGAGAGAGNGAGAGAGAGAGAGAGAGAGAGAGAGAGAGAGAGAGAGAGAGAGAGAGAGGAGGUGGUGGGGGGUGGGGACAAGGAGCCAAGUAAUAACCAAGGGACCUUUAUGAACGAUCAGGCAAGGAAGGUAAAGGAUGCACGGAUGAGGUAAGGGAGGCGGAAGGCAACAGAGAAGAUCCCUUUGGCGGAUGGGAUUUGCGGAUAAGGAAGGCAUUACCGACGUACAAGACAAGAGUUCUUCUCCGUAGGCUGCACCUUCAGCAGCAGGGGCGAUGACGCAAAAGAUAAGGUGAUCCGUUUCUUUUCCCGCUCAGCUAUAUAUCAUUAGUCUACGUCACACUUACGAAACCCUGUCUGCCUGUCGUACAUGCACGCUUAUUAAAUCCGUACGCGGGCGAGAGGUAUGUGGAAAGCCCCCCUGGAUGGAUGCGCAGGAAGCGACAUACAGAGAGUCCGAUGCACACAUGCUUGUGUAUAUUACACAUACAGCAGGAUGGUGAGGGGGCGAGAGAGAGUGGCGGGGGAACAGAGACGGAGAUGCACAGGGAAGCGUGGAGGGGGAAUUAGAUAGAUAGGUAGAUGGAUAGAUAAGAGGAUAGGGGGGAGAGAGAGAGAGAGAGAGAGAGAGAGAGAGAGAGAGAGAGAGAGAGAGAGAGAGAGAGAGAGAGAGAGAGAGAGAGACAUUGCCGGCAAUCCCCAACGGAGAGAGAGUAGGAGGGAGGGAACCAGGGAGGAGAAGUGAACGAGAGGAGAGCAUCUGGGCUGUUGUUGGUGGAGGUUGAGGAGUGCUCGCCGUGAUGGUGGAGGUUGAUGAGUGCUCGCCGCGACAGCGGCUGCGUAUGCGGGACUCGACUUUAGACGUUCUGCCACCGGAGAUGAUCAUGCGCAUGCUGAGCCUGUUAUCACCGUCCGAUUGGGCUCGCGCUGCGCAGACUUGUCGUUUUCUGCGCUCUGCGUGUGACGACUUGCUGGGCACAGCUCGAGCCCUCGACCUUCGGCACGCGGGCGCGGCGAUGGACAGCAAGUGCUUUGCGAGCGUGGCGCGCAAGUUGGGGCCCAAUCUCCGACGUCUUGAUCUGGACUGCAGUUAUCUGAGGGACGAAGCGAUGGAGCUCUUGCCCCCCACUCUGAGCGACGUGGCGCUGACGGGCUGCGAUCAUCAUACAGACGCCCUACUGGUCAACCUUGGGGAGAGGCUCGGUCCGAACCUUCUCCGCUUCGCCUUCUCGGGUUUUGGCGGGGCCAUAUCUCGAUCCGGCUUCGAAGCGUUGAUUACCAAGUGUCCCAACCUGACCUGCUUGUGCGUUGACGGGAAUGGUCUCCUUGAUACCAACGCUAUCGUUAGGGCAGCGGCGGCCACGUGUCACAAUCUCAGCGAGCUGAGUACCUACGAUCUAACGCUGGAUACUUUCCGCUCCUUGAAAUCCAAGUAUAAGGUUUCUCUCCGAGCUUUUCGCCACAAAAAGCGGCGGAGCGGUGGCCUCUCCGUGGGCGACCAAUCUAUGCGCGCUAUCGUCGAUGUGUGUCCUCAGCUGGAGGAGCUGAACUUGAUUGAUAAAUCGGACGGCAGCCCAUCCGCCGAGUGGGAUCCUCAGUCAACGACGUUGACCGACAGCGGUAUUCUGCUUUUGACCCUGUGCGCGGAGACGUUGACCUCGCUGAAACUGGGUCUAAGCGGUCGAGCGGGGAACGAGAGGUGUUCAGAAGUGGCGGUAAUGCAGCUUAUGAGCGAGUGCAAGAAGUUGGUGCACGUGGAGCUCAGCAAUUUCCGCCGCCUGACAGACCCCCCGGUGUACGAGUUGAUCCAAUGCCAUCCAGCGUUGGUCGAACUAUGCCUGGACGCGGCGCCGAUUACCAACACGUGCCUCGAGGCGAUAGGUCAAAAUUGCCCGCGACUUCGAAUCCUAUCGGUCAAGUUUUGUAAGAAAUUGACGGAGAAAGGCCUGAUUUCCCUGCGAAAUUGCAGAUGGCUGGAAUCUUUGAACCUGGGCCAGACCAACGGUGUGACGGACACCAGCGUCUCCGCCCUCUGUUCCCAUUUGCCCCGUUUGAAAUCCUUGGUCCUCAACUAUGGCCUGCUCUCCGACAACGCGCUUCGCGCCAUUGCGCGCUGCUCGGAGAUGCAAGAUCUUGCUCUCCAUGGCUGCUCUCACGUAACUAGCAAUGGUCUCCGAACCUUAGCUUCCGGCUGCCCUCGUCUGCGUUUCCUCUGCCUUAGCAAUUGCGAGCAUAUUACCGACUCUGGUGUGGUCGCCAUCGCCAAAGCUUGCCCAUUUCUUCUCAAGGUGCGGCUGGAUGGUUGUCGUCUCCUGUCCAACCCGUCUGUCAGAGCUCUCGCUCAGCAUGCCCCUCGCCUUAGAGAUCUGAGCAUGCAGCAUUGCCCCAAACUGUCAGAUGGUGUUUUUGGUCACCUCCUGGGGGCAUCCUCCUUAAGGUUCCUUGAUCUUGGAAGGGGAAAGUUGUCGGGGCCGGCGGUGAGUGGAUUCAGGAGGAGCAGACCAAACGUCGAGAUUCAUUUGGAUGGGACACUCUACGACAUUACCCUGGAGCCGUAUUCUUGAACUGAAAGUUGACCUUUCGUGAAAGAAAAAAAAGGGGGAAAGGAGUGAAAGGAAGAGCGUCAGGGGAAAAAAGCCGACAAAAAUAACAAACAGAGUUCAACAAACUUGCAGUGCGCAGCUCCUUCCCUCCACGUUAAUCCACAUACUCUAUCCAUGAAUGCUCCUGACUUUCCCUACCCUCGGCCUGGCGUUUUUCUUACCGCCUAAAAGGUUUAAAGUUUAAACCCGGGCGAGAAGAAGAAACUGUUGAGGUGGCUGGCUGCCCCUAGCAACAUCUGUUAAGUUGGAACCAUACAGAGAAGAUUAGCAUGGCCCCUGUCCAAGGAUGACACCAUUUUUUUAUUGAGGAAAGUAAAGGUGAUGGAGAAAG
Molecule: messenger RNA, 3789 nt
Organism: Chara braunii
Lineage: Eukaryota; Viridiplantae; Streptophyta; Charophyceae; Charales; Characeae
Source: the annotation of a GenBank genome assembly